Messenger RNA from Lutra lutra (Eurasian river otter), 5216 nucleotides. RefSeq names its product neuronal pentraxin 1 (gene NPTX1). The record is from RefSeq and is a predicted model, not a curated record. The transcript has 5 exons. The coding region runs from base 49 to 1689 and encodes 546 amino acids. NCBI's taxonomy places the organism in Eukaryota, Metazoa, Chordata, Mammalia, Carnivora, Mustelidae. Gene Ontology annotation, biological process: axonogenesis involved in innervation. Gene Ontology annotation, cellular component: plasma membrane; neuron projection.
CCGAGCCCCAGGAGCCGAGCCGGAGCGCCGGCCCCAGCGCCCGCAGCCAUGCCGGCCGGCCGCGCCGCGCGCACCUGUGCGCUGCUCGCCCUUUGCCUGCUGGGCAGCGCGGCCCAGGAUUUCGGGCCGACGCGCUUCAUCUGCACCUCGGUGCCGGUGGACGCCGACAUGUGCGCCGCGUCCGUGGCCGCCGGCGGCGCCGAGGAGCUCCGGAGCAAUGUGCUGCAGCUCCGCGAGACCGUGCUGCAGCAGAAGGAGACCAUCCUGAGCCAGAAGGAGACCAUUCGCGAGCUGACCACCAAGCUGGGCCGCUGCGAGAGCCAGAGCACACUGGACACGGGCGCCGGCGAGGCCCGGGCCGGCGGUGGCCGCAAGCAGCCCGGCUCGGGCAAGAACACCAUGGGCGACCUGUCCCGGACGCCGGCCGCGGAGACGCUCAGCCAACUCGGGCAAACUUUGCAGUCGCUCAAAACCCGCCUGGAGAACCUCGAGCAGUACAGCCGGCUCAAUUCCUCCAGCCAGACCAACAGCCUCAAGGACCUGCUGCAGAGCAAGAUCGAUGACCUGGAGAGGCAGGUGCUGUCUCGGGUGAACACUCUGGAGGAGGGCAAGGGCGGCCCCAGGAACGACACGGAGGAGAGGGUCAAGAUCGAGAGCGCCCUGACCUCCCUGCACCAGCGGAUCAGCGAGCUGGAGAAAGGUCAGAAGGACAACCGCCCCGGGGACAAGUUCCAGCUCACAUUCCCGCUGCGGACCAACUACAUGUACGCCAAGGUGAAGAAGAGCCUGCCGGAGAUGUACGCCUUCACCGUGUGCAUGUGGCUCAAGUCCAGCGCGGCCCCUGGGGUGGGCACGCCCUUCUCCUACGCCGUGCCAGGCCAGGCUAACGAGCUGGUCCUCAUCGAGUGGGGCAGCAAUCCCAUGGAGAUCCUCAUCAACGACAAGGUGGCCAAGCUGCCCUUCGUGAUCAAUGACGGCCAGUGGCACCAUAUCUGCGUCACCUGGACCACCCGGGACGGGGUCUGGGAAGCCUACCAGGAUGGCACCCAGGGUGGCAAUGGCGAGAACCUAGCCCCCUACCACCCCAUCAAGCCGCAGGGGGUCCUGGUGCUGGGCCAGGAGCAGGACACCUUGGGCGGCGGGUUUGACGCCACCCAAGCGUUCGUGGGCGAGCUGGCACACUUCAACAUCUGGGACCGCAAGCUGACCCCCGGGGAGGUGUACAACCUGGCCACCUGCAGCCCCAAGGCCCUUUCUGGGAACGUCAUCGCCUGGGCCGAGUCCCACAUCGAGAUCUACGGGGAGCCACCAAGUGGACAUUCGAAGCCUGUCGCCAGAUCAACUGAGGCUCCUGCCCAGCGGAGCCUCCUGCCCUCGGGCCGGCCCGCCCGCCUCCCCCCUGCUUGUGCGGUGAUGACUCCCUCGCGUCUUCUUCUCUCCCUCUCCCCAGGAGUGACUCAAGGCCCACGCACGCGCACGCACACAGCCCGGGUCGCCCUCGUGCCCGGGAGGCACCCCCAGGGUCUCAGCCCACCCCGUUCCCCGGUGGCUGCAGCACGGGGCCAGGCAGACGUAGGUGAGGAUGUGCGUGUGCGGCGGGUGCGUGUCGGGGGGAGGCGCUUUCCUCCAGAAGGAGCUGCCUCCUUUCCUCCUUCCUCUGUGGUGUUGGGAAAGCUUGCGACAGGCUGAGCAUCAGCACUUGGGACCCUGUGAGCUGCCCCCGGGCCUCGGGGCCUCCUCCACACGCACGUCUGUCUUGGCAAACCUUUUCCAGAGCCACAUCUCUACCGGGAAAAAAAAUGUCUCAGCGGUUGGUUCGAGGCCGGGGGGCUCUCCACAGAGAAUUUCUCUUUCCUGUUGGGAGCCAAUUCUCUCUGACCCGGGCCUGGGAUGGCAGCUCGUGAGGCAGGGAGAGUCUGUGGAGGGUUGGGGGGUGGGGCUGGCCUCAGGAGGUGGGCGGACCCCGUCCGGUGCCCAGGCGGCGCCCCUGCGGGUGGCGUCUGGGGCAGCGCUGGGCCUGGGGAGCUGGUUUGCAUGCCCAGCUCUCUGGUUCUGGCCCAGGACCGGGUCUCCGGCCCACAGUCACGCACCCUCUCGAGGGAGCCAUCCCUCCCUUUUGGCUGUCUGCUCGUGCCCCUGGGAAGGCUGUGGAAGCCAGCCUUCCCUGGCCCCUCUCCUUUGGCCUCUGGCAGUGGGAGCCCAGAGGCGUCCAUGGGUCAGCUCGACAGGGGACCUUUGAGACAAGGAAACCCACAUUCUGAUUGAGACCCAGCCAGUCAGGGCCGAUGACACUGGAACCGGACCCGUCAAUGAGAAGGUCCAAGCUAAUUUUGACAGCCAUAGUCCUCCCCCGCUCCCAGGCCCGGGUCCGUGGGCACCGUGAGUCCUCCACGGGCUCGGGCCCUCUGGAGGCCUCCCACACAGGGCCUGGCGGCCAGCGCUGGGGCCUGAAGCCCGCUCCCCCUGCUUCACAGGGCUCCGGUCCUGCAGCAGCCCCCAGCCUGUCACCAGCCGGUGACACUGAGACACGACCAGUGUCUAGAACGUUGGACUUUAUUUUCCCCCAUGAAAAGCACCCACACGCAUUUCCUUCUAGUCCUUCUAAGGCAGGGGGAAAUGCGUGUGUGUGUGCGUGUGCGUCUCUGUGUGUGUGUGUGUGUGUGUGUGUGUGUGUGCAUGCGCGCCCGCGCACAUUGAGAGAGAGAAGAAGAGCACUAAGACGGGCCGCGCCCCGGGUGGGCUCCUUGCUCCGUCGUCCCACCUGGGGGUCGCACGCCUUGAGGGCACCCCGGACUCUGUCACCGGGAGUCUAAUUAGCAGAACGCUGGCGAGUCUUUCUAGAAAUUCUCCCUCACUGUCUGGCUCGUGUGCAGCUACAGACAUUCCUUUGGGAGGAGCAGGUGUUCCCCGUCCUUGGCUCCUUCCAGGGGCACCUGUCUCCUCACGCACAGGUCCCUGUUGCGUCGGAAACCUCGUGCAUCUGUGUGCGUCUGUGUUGGUGUCUCCGUGCUCGUGUCCGCGUGGGUGUGUGCGUGGCACCCGGUCGCCUAGCUGUGGCGCGCACUCCUGCUCAGCGGGUGCGGUCCGGGCGCCGUGCUACGUGCUGUGGCUCAACAGUGGCUUUUUCUGAGACCCUUGUGCUUCGUCCGAGCCCGUCGGGUUGUGGCAUCUUUGGAUCUGCAGGGAUCUUCUCUGUUUGCAUGUUCCCCGGGGUGGCGCGUCCCUGGCUCCCUCGGUCUGAUGUGCGUCCCCUGCCUGCAUGAACUUCUGGUUCCGUGUCGUGUGCCCAGUGCCACCCAUCGUCCUGUGACCAUCCGCGUAGCUACUGAGAAAUCUCUGGAGAAGCAAGCCAAGGGUGUCGGGGGAGGUCAUGGGAGGGACCCAUAUCCCUCUCCCUCCUCCCCACUCCCCAAACACACCAACAAGUGUUUUUCACGUGUAGGUUGACAAGGAGCCUAAACAAAGCCCAUGACUGGGACAGAGCGAGAGCUUGGAAUCACCCCUCUAGACCAGGUCGGCCCCACCCCUCACUUGGCCCCCCUCUCAGCUGCUGCUUAGGCAAGGCUCAGAGGGGGCUGGGUGCUGUCCUGCCAGCACCCCCCACCAGCCCCUGCCGAUCGCGGACCCCAGACCACCCUCCGCCCUCGUGGCCGGGGUGGGAGCUGUCCGUCAGGACCACAAGCCAUCCUCUGCCCUAGCUAGAGACGGGCAGAGCACACCCCAGACGCUAUGCCUACUGUCCCUUUGGCCUCCGGCCUGUUCACCUUCCUGGCCCUCCCUUGACGCCCCUGCGGUGCCAGGGACAGAAGCUGACAUUCGGCUCCCUCCCCGCCUCUAGCUGGAGCCUGUGCCAAGCCCCUUGACUCCCUCACUGUGUUAACAUUUGGCACUUUGCCGGCCCCAAGAAAGGUCGAUGACACAGCCACAAAUCUAAUCCACGUAGUCUCCCAUCUCCUCCUUAAUCUGAUCGACACUCCCUCUUGCACUGAAUAACACAUGCCUAUCUCAGGUAAGAAGUUUUAUAAACUAAGAAGACACACAGCACUGCCGAGGCGGUGUUAGCUCUUGCCGAGCUGGUGUCCCACAGCUCCCUGGGGGUCCGAGGUGGGGGAGCUGCCGACAGAGGCUCUCCGGGCUCUCGGAGCUUAGAUCCCACUGGAAUCGUAAGCCUUCUUGCUUUUGAUAACACAGUAUUAUUUCUCUUACUGUAGAAGAAAAAGUUUAUUACCAAACAAGAGUAUUUUUAUGAAAGAAAAGGACAAACCUAUAAAAUUAACUCACCUUAUAUCUCCCUGGAAAAUACUUUCAGGCUCCGCCAAAACAUAGGACUGAAAGCAUGUAUUUUGGAAGAAAGAGAUACAUUUUGUAUGCUUUCUUUUCCUUUUGUAGAUUCCCCGUUUAUUUUCUAAGAGUGCAAAGAUCACUUUGUCACCAGCCCUGGGACCUGAGACCAAGGGGGUGUCUUGUGGGCAGUGAAGAGGGGGGAGAGGCUGGCGUGAGGUUCAGUCAUUCUAAUGAGCUCCAAAGAGGGGCCGCCUGCGCUCAGAGGUGUUGGGGACCAGGAUGCGAAUUGGCCAUUUAUGGUAGACCCUUUGCCUCGGAGCUGGCUUAAGUCGAGGACUUGAUCAGUUCCAAUCCUGGUAGGAAAAACUAGGGUUACGUGUUGUUAACACGAAGAAGAGAGUAUCCUUUAGAAUUUCAUGGCAACCAGAACGUGGCUUGACACAGCCGUGGUUUCAUCUCUUCAAACACAGUGUGUAAGUUUAUUCAGCUAAUGACAGGAAAUGUGUCACUUCCAUGCACCGUGGACUUAAGUGCAAUUUGUUGAAGGGGAACAAGUCAUUGAGGAGGAAAAAAAAAAAAAAAGCCCAAUACUUAGAGUCCCAAUCUUGUCUUAUUUGCCAAAAAAAAAAAAAAAAAAAAAAAUCCAACAAAGCAAACCCCCUCUGGUUGAUAUUGUUAUAAUGUAUAUACUGUAUAAUAUGAGAAUAUCGAUGUAUCUUACUUUUUCAUUAUUUGCUAACCAAAGCUGUACAUUUUUCAUAUGAUCUGCAGCCUUUUGGGUAUCAAAUGGGUCAAAACCAUGGGACCUGCCACCUCCCAUCAGCAAUUCUGGAAAUGCACUAUUUCUACUGGUAUUGCUUUUUUUUUCAUUUUCUUGCUGAAACGACAUGAAUUGUUGAGUUUAUUUUUACACAGUAAAGAGUGAAGAAAGA